CUUCAGCACUUCCAUCAACGUAUCUCAAAACCAAAAUCGUAUACUGUAAGUACCCUGAACCAGCUUCACAACGUUUACUCCUUAGACCCUGGGCGUGUUUGUGACACCCUGGGCAGCCGCUGUGACCAGCCGUUACAAUGUCAGGCGUAAGAGCUUGCCUGCAGCCAAAUGAGGGCCCGGCGUGCCCUAUCGGCCAAACAUACGGAGAAGUUGGGGGGAGCAGUCCCAACUUCAGGGGCAACUUCUGUGACGCGGGGCGCAAGCACGUAUCCGGCCCAGCAUCCGAGCUUGCCACGCAGGGCUUCUCACGCUGGGAGCAGUCCUCAGGGAACCGCGAUCCCCCGCUCAGGCGGCACGCGGAGCAGCCUGCAUCUACUAGCUAUGCGGAGCCGUCUGUGAUGGGGGGGCAUGCCUCGUACUACGGACGCCGUGCAGUUGGGGAGGGCGAAGACGGGACAGCGUACCGGCGAACAAUGAAAGCAGUGCCGCAGCCGGUACGGCAGGACCGGCCGGAGGGGAAAAAGGCAAUUCCAGAGCCCUACGGCGCGCCGCCGGCGCACCCGCGCGGCACCCGCCCGCCGCCCGAUGACGUGCGCUUCCGUGAAGCGGAGUCCGCGCCCGAGCCCAACCUGCCGCGGCUAGGGCGCCCGGAUGGCAUUAGUGGGCUGCGCGAGAGCGGGGAUCAACAGUACCAGUUUGAAUCCUCCCUGGGUCGCAAGAUCCGCGUGGGGCAGGACAGCUAUCGAGGCGCGGGUCGCGCGGGUGAUCGAAGCCUUGUGUAUGGUGCGCCAGCGCGCACGGAGGACGACCCUACCUACUUCCGCAGCAUGAAGGACAGCCCCACGUUCACGCGCUUUUGCAACAGCCUGCCGGCCAAGCCCGCCGUCAGCCCGCACCAGCGGCGGGAGGAGGGCAUGCGCCGUGCCGCGGAGGAGGAGCGGCGACGGGAGGCGGCGCUGGUGAGCACGCUUGACAUUCAGGGAGUGCCGGAUGACGACUGAGCUCAGUGUUCGAGGUAUUGGAGCGGCAUGGCUAGCAGCGGUGCCGUGGCAAGACAAUAUGAGUAGUCUUAGAGCGGCCGGCAGGGCUUGUCGUCAGAGGGCCCGGGCUUUGUAUGCGACGUUUGCAUGUGAUAAUCGAUGCGGGAGAGCCCCAACCAGUACGGCUUGUUGCUGAGGUUAGCUGUGUGGUGCGUACAAAUAUGUCGCCAAGUAGGCAGGAUUAGCACUUCAUGCGAAGGCCGAUUGAUAGCACGGGACGAGCGCGUCAAGGGCGCUGUCACUUCAUAGGGAUGGCGCGUCACUGUCCGCGCCCAAGGACAGAGCGGGAGAUGUUGUGAGCGUGUCAGGAUGGUACCGGGAUGGGAUUUUGCCCGUGCCGCUUAAACUAAUCAUUCAGAAUGCAGGCGGCUUCUACAUGACUUACUUUCACCUUCACUCACUCAUAGUUUCCGCCUUUGGGUUUGCAAGCCCGCACAUCGCCGAGCAAACCGCCCUAGCA
Molecule: messenger RNA, 1500 nt
Organism: Chlamydomonas reinhardtii
Lineage: Eukaryota; Viridiplantae; Chlorophyta; Chlorophyceae; Chlamydomonadales; Chlamydomonadaceae
Exons: 4
Coding region: 138-1001 (287 amino acids)
Source: RefSeq, a predicted model, not a curated record